Molecule: messenger RNA, 533 nt
Organism: Drosophila navojoa
Lineage: Eukaryota; Metazoa; Arthropoda; Insecta; Diptera; Drosophilidae
Source: RefSeq, a predicted model, not a curated record
ACAAGUUCGCACACAAAAGUUAUUGCCGCAGAGCACGCAGUGAGCCUCAGGCGUGCCUCGAUUUACGAUAAAGUUUUAAGUUGAAAACUCAGUCUCUAUCACCAUGCUAGUGAAAUUCGUCUUAGCUCAACUCGGGCUGGUCGGUCUACUGUGCCUAGCACCGGCUCAGGCUCAGUAUCGCGCCUCACCCAAGCUCGCAGGACCCGCUGCUCUCGCAGAGAACUCAGCUGAUCCCAUUCUCAACUCCCUGGAUGUGGCCAUGGAUAAGAUAAGCAAUAUAUAUAUCCAAGCGCUGCUUUCCGGCACGCAUACGCCCGAGCUGGAGAUUUCACUGCGCGCUCUGGAACUCGAGCUGUACGAGCUGCUCGAUCAGCUCUAUAAGCAACAUCGCCUGAAGGACUACAUGAAAUACGAGUCGGCAGUGUCGAAGCAAAUGAUUAUCUACAAUUUGCUAAAGGAACUCUUUGGCUAUACGCAGCACAUUGAGAAGUCAUAGUAAAAGUGAUUUCGAGCAUUUCUGUUCAAUAAAUUGA